UUUUUGCUUUACUUGUAUUCUCAUACUGAUCCCGGACAUUUUGCCAUCCUCUUCAAAGUGCAUGAUCAAUGAUGACUCGGUUGGCUUGAUUAUCAGAAGACAUGUUUAUAACUGUGCUUCACGGAGAAAACAAGGCCGACAUUUUUAACAUUCACUGUAAAGUCCAGCUUCUCCUGGAUUUCAUCAAGAGCUACUGUGGCUGCGAGGAAGAAGGUGAAAUAGAGUUAGCAGACGAGACUGGCCAAGUAAAGAAUUUACUCCUGAACCGGCACCGCUGUGCCGCUGAUCUCCUGGGUGAACGAGAGACCUACGUGCUCCUUAGUGUAACAAAGGGUGAAAACUCUUCAGAGGUAGAGUUUAUUCCUCUGUUGCAAGAUGACAAUGUUGUUAACCCUAAGUUCCUAGCUAAACUGCAGAGCUGGCAAGACCCCAAGGCUCCGUCUCCCAGAGUGAAAUCCAGAAGGAACCACCACAAGAAAGCAUCCUUGGAUAUUCCAGCUGUGGAUGGAUUACGGAAUCAUUCUCCCCAUGGCGGCAGGACUAGGACACCAAAUGUAUCCCCCAAACAAAGCGGGAAAUUCUAAUUAGUGGUGGCUUCUAUGACGUAACCAGGGCUCAUACCUUGAGAAACUUCUUUUCUGCUGUUUUGUGCAGAUAUUGCCUAGCUCAUUCACCACUCAAUAGAUUAGUUUAUCCUAGAGAUGACUGAAGCCUUUUCGUGUUUUGUAUCUCUCCUAGAAAGCUUUCGAUCUCCCAUUUCCAGUUUUUCCCCAAACAUUUUUAAAAGAGCCCAAAUUAACACUUCCUGGUAUGAAAACUGAAGUGGUCCCUUGGUUGUGCUUUACUGAACCAAUAUCCAAGGCACAGUAUUCAGCACAAUACAAGACAGCAGC
This is a messenger RNA of Eublepharis macularius, 893 nucleotides long. RefSeq lists its product as uncharacterized. Lineage: Eukaryota; Metazoa; Chordata; Lepidosauria; Squamata; Eublepharidae. The record is from RefSeq and is a predicted model, not a curated record. The coding region runs from base 102 to 584 and encodes 160 amino acids. The transcript has 7 exons.